Molecule: messenger RNA, 1476 nt
Organism: Besnoitia besnoiti
Lineage: Eukaryota; Apicomplexa; Conoidasida; Eucoccidiorida; Sarcocystidae
Product: putative Ras-related protein Rab2BV
Exons: 5
Coding region: 1-1476 (491 amino acids)
Molecular function (GO): GTP binding; GTPase activity
Source: RefSeq, a predicted model, not a curated record
AUGCACAUGCCGGUUCCUGUCGGCGGCCUCCCGCCAUUGAGUGGCUCGCUGGGCCCGUCAAACGUAUCGUCUUCUCCUCCGCUUUUCUCUGCUUCAGCGGCUCUCGAGUCCUCUCUUUCUUCCUCCUCCUCGUCAACCUGCUCGUCUCCUCCGCCAUGUCCUGUGACCUCUCCCUGCUCCGGUCCCAUGCCCUCCGGCUCGCCGGAAGCUGGCCGCCCGCCUUACUGGGCUGCCUUCCCUCUGCUCCCUCCGCCUUCUUCGUCAUCCUCUGCGUCUGACGAGACCUCGUUCUCGCAGUCUUCUUCUUUGCUUUCUUCUGCCUUCCCGUCGUCUUCGGGUCUACGGUCCUCUGACAGUGCCGCCUCCUUCUCGGCGCCGUUGCUUUCGUCGUCGCUGCCUCGUGCGCCUCCACCGUCGCUUGCAGAGAGUUUCCGUGCGCAGGCCGCGUCGCUGCUGAUUCAGGGGAGCUUCUCCAAGUCCGGUUGCGCGGAGGCGCGGCCGGCGGAGGGAGACCGAGUGCUCCUUGCGGCUGGAAACUCGCUCGUGUCUGUCGGCGACGCCGCGUCUCUGCGAAAAGACAGCAGCUUCCAGUCCUUCGUGCCCGACAGGCAAGAGAGCUCGUUUGUGAAUGAUAUCUGGCAGUACGUCCUCGGCCGCGAAGAGCGGAAGACCUCCCUUGGCUACGACUAUCUAGUCAAACUCGUCAUCGUAGGCGACAGCUCGGUCGGCAAGAGCUGCUUGCUUUCGCGGUUCGCCAAGGGUCGCUUCGUCGCCCGCCAGCGCACCACGCUCGGCGUCGACUUCGAGACGCGCACGCUGGACAUCGACGGCACGAAAGUGAAAAUCCAACUCUGGGAUACCGCUGGCCACGAGCGCUUCCGGAGCGUCACUCUCUCGUACUACCGGUCCGCGAUGGGCGCUUUGGUGGUAUUCGACGUCACGAAGCGCGAAUCGUUCGAAUCGGUUCGCUCCUGGCUCCACGAACUCGACGAGCGCGCGCCGCAGAACGUCCAGCGGAUUCUCGUGGGAAACAAGGCUGAUCUCGAAGAGCGAGCUGUCUCGCGAGAAGAGUCGCGGCGUCUGGCUGCGGAGUUCAAUCUACGCUACAUCGAGACGAGCGCGAAGACCGGUCAACACGUCCGCGCCGCCUUCGUGGAGCUGACGCUGCUGGUGGUGCGCCGCCUACGGCAACUCGAGAUGCAAUGCACAGACGCCUGUGCGCGAGAGGACAACCGCAGCGAAAGCUGCAUCAACCGCGCACUCAGUCACGGCUGCCUUGACACGGUCCAGCUCGCUGAAGGUCCUAUCGAACGCAAGGCAGGGUUCUUCGGCGCGCAGCUGAAACGCCUGUGGGGCGGCGCGGCCGCGGGCGGAGUCCUGGAGGAGGAGGGGCAGCCAGGCAGGCGAAGAGUGGCACGAAUGGAGUUUCGCAGAUACGCCGUCGACGACUACCUCGAUGUAUGCCUCGAUGUCUAG